This is a messenger RNA of Closterium sp. Yama58-4, 1317 nucleotides long. The record is from the annotation of a GenBank genome assembly. Lineage: Eukaryota; Viridiplantae; Streptophyta; Zygnematophyceae; Desmidiales; Closteriaceae.
AUGGCCUCUCUCGUUGAUAUUAACUCUGUUUCUCAAACCGCGAGCAAUCCUGCAACGCCUACAAGAGGCAUUGGCAGGUUCGGAACCCCGCGAACCGUUUUCUCGCCUGUAAGAUGCUCUCCUUCCAAGCCUGCUGCUUGCAACGGCGACGGUGAGACGUUCUGCAGCAGCGUGCUUCUGAAGAGCGUGAGGCCGCUGCUGGAGAAACUGGCCUCCCAAGGCGUCGCUGACGGGCAACACAAGCCCGCCAAGGUGCACGUUGUAGCUGACGCGCCUGAUGUGAAGCGGCCUGGAAUCGGCCGCUUCGGAGGCAAGCCUGCUGCUGCCGUGCUUGCACCUGUGGUCGUCCCUGCUGCUCCCUCACCAUCUGCUGCUGCUGCAGUCACGUCGUCUGCUGUGGUUGCGCCUGUGGUGGUGCCUGAAGUAGCGCCUGUGGCUCCAGUGGCUUCAACCACACCUCAGGUGCCUGAAGCGAGUGUGACCACAGAAACAAUACCCGAGGAGGCGAGUGCAUGCGCUGCUGAUCCGAGUGAGAAAGCGAGGUGGGCGAAGCUGCGUGAGGAGGUUCGAGUUAUGAAUAUUGCGCUGACACGUGCUGCUUACCUGAGGUGGGACAAGCGGAGCAAGGAGGCAUCAUGGGCCAUGGAGAUUGAAGCGGCCAUUGAAGCCGCCCUGCGUCCCUGCUUCUUGCCCAAGCAUCCUAAUGCUAUGGCGAAUCUGACUCGCAAAACCGUGCCUCCUGCGUCUGCAGCAGCAGCGGCUGUAGCAGUGUCCGCAGCACCAGCUGCUCCCUCGCCCGCAGCUACAACAACAGUGAAAUCACCUGCUGCGGCCUCAUCAGUGAGAGGAGCAGCAGCAGCAGCACAGAAGCCAAAGCCUGCUGUUGCAGCAAGGUGCAAGGUGGGGGUUGAAAGCGCGAAGGGCAAGAAUGGGUGCAGCAGCAAGGUGGUGAGCAUGGGUGUGAAGGGUGGUAAAGGCAACAACACGCAUGCAAGCUCUGCCCCAUGUGCAGCAGCAGCAGCGGUUGCGGGAUUACGUGGUGCUGCAUCUUCAGUGAGAGCAGAAGGCAAGGCCAGCAGCAGGCAUGCGAGUGGGGUGAAGAGGAGAGAGGGGGAUGGGUGUGGGGAGGGAGCAGCAGGGAGGGCAGCAGGUGGAAGGCAGGGUGGUGUGAAGGCAGCAGGUGGCAGAGCAGUGGCAAGUGGCGUGUGUGGCAGGGAGGGGGUGAAGCAGCAGGCGGGGAGGAGAGAGGGUUUGGUGCAUGAGAGGCAGGCGAGGCCAGGCUGCAGCAGCAGCAGGGCGCACAGAAGGAGCUCUUGA